UGAAGAAAACGAUUGUAAUUUGCGAAGAAUUUACUAUAAAAUAAGAAUAUUACAUAAAUAAUAUUUAAAAAAACCAAGUUAAGAAAGUUUAAAUAAAACCAGCUUCUUGUAAAAAAUCAUAAUAACUAUAUUCCAUCAUGUGGAAUGAUCAAUCAGUUGCCGGUGGAGGUUUCUUCAACUCACCCAGCCAAUUCGGAAAUGCAAAUACUCCUAACCAACCCCAGAAAACCGGAAGGAGAGCAUCUCGUACCGCACCUAUCGUGAUAAGGCAGGCCCUUCAUUGCGGCGAUGAUGGGAUAAAAAUUUGGGGGACGGAAAUACAGAUAGUGUCUAUAGUGGCAAGAGUAAGAAAUAUAAGAGAGCAGAGCACAAAAAUCACCUACACAAUACAAGACAUAACUGGGCGGAUGAGAGCUGUGCUGUGGCUUGAUCAGGAGGCCAUGGACGAAGAUGACAAAUCUGCGCCCAAAGUGAAAGUUAAUGAUUAUGUGCAAAUCUUUGGAAAUGUUAAGACUAAUAAGGGUAAAAAAGUAAUAAUGUCCUUCAAGAUUAUGCCCAUAACUGAUAUAAAUGCUAUUACAUUCCACUAUCUACAAUGCAUUAAUAACAGGUUGAAAAUGGAGGCAGAAUCUAAAAAGGAACAACCAGCCAAUAACAACACAGUUAACAGUAUGCCAGCUAACUCCAUGGUUGGCAUCGCUGAAAGCGGCUCUGUCAAUGGUUUGAAUGCUCGACAAAUGGUGGUGUAUAACUUGAUACGAGCAUCAACACUGGAGCAAGGAAUCAGCAAACAGGACAUGUUUUCUUCACUUAAAGAUCGCAUGUCAAUGGUUGAAUUUGAAAACAUUUUGGAAUGGAUGUGUGGAGAAGGACAUAUUUAUUCCACAAUAGACGAAGAACAUUUCCGUGCCACAGAUGCCUUCUAAUAUUUCUGAUAUUUUUCACAAUAUACUUUUUUUAUAAAU
This is a messenger RNA of Aricia agestis (brown argus), 965 nucleotides long. RefSeq names its product replication protein A 32 kDa subunit (gene RPA2). The transcript is spliced from 6 exons. Gene Ontology annotation, molecular function: DNA binding. NCBI's taxonomy places the organism in Eukaryota, Metazoa, Arthropoda, Insecta, Lepidoptera, Lycaenidae. The coding region runs from base 138 to 926 and encodes 262 amino acids. Gene Ontology annotation, biological process: double-strand break repair via homologous recombination; DNA replication; nucleotide-excision repair. The record is from RefSeq and is a predicted model, not a curated record. Gene Ontology annotation, cellular component: chromosome, telomeric region; site of double-strand break; nucleus.